AUGGUGAAGAUAACUCUUGGUUCCUUUGAUGACUCUUUUAGCGUUGCCUCACUUAAGGCCUAUCUAUCAGAAUUUCAUGCCACUUUGAUUUUUGUGUUUGCUGGAGUUGGAUCAGCCAUUGCUUACAAUGAUCUAACAUCAGAUGCAGCUCUUGAUCCAGCUGGUCUAGUGGCAGUUGCUGUGGCUCAUGCAUUUGCGCUAUUUGUUGGUGUGUCCAUAGCAGCCAACAUCUCAGGCGGACAUUUGAACCCUGCUGUCACUUUUGGAUUAGCUAUUGGAGGCAACAUCACCAUCCUAACUGGACUCUUCUAUUGGAUUGCCCAAUUACUUGGCGCCAUCCUUGCAUCUCUCCUCCUCAGCUUCGUCACCGGAAAGAGUGUUCCAACUCAUGGAGUUGCUGCUGGAUUAAACCCUCUUGCAGGAUUAGUGUUUGAGGUUAUUAUUACAUUUGGGUUGGUUUACACUGUCUAUGCCACAGCAGCUGACCCCAAAAAGGGUUCAUUGGGCACCAUUGCACCUAUUGCAAUUGGGUUCAUUGUGGGUGCCAACAUCUUAGUGGCCGGUCCAUUCAGUGGCGGUUCAAUGAACCCGGCUCGCUCAUUCGGUCCAGCUGUGGUUAGUGGAAACUUUGCUGAUAACUGGAUCUACUGGGUUGGACCAUUGAUUGGAGGAGGCUUGGCUGGGUUGAUUUACGGUGACAUCUUUAUUGGUUCAUAUGCUCCAGCACCAGCAACUGAAGCAUACCCUUAA
This is a messenger RNA of Vicia faba (fava bean), 750 nucleotides long. The record is from the annotation of a GenBank genome assembly. NCBI's taxonomy places the organism in Eukaryota, Viridiplantae, Streptophyta, Magnoliopsida, Fabales, Fabaceae.